ACUUCAAAAUAUUCUCAUUUUCUCUCUACAAAUGAAAACUUCAAGGCUACUCUUCCCACUCUUUCUCUCUCUUGUUCUAAUCUCACUAUCUCCGGCCACCGGAGCAAACCACCCUAAGUCUCCGUCAAUUGAUGCCAGAAAGCUCAUCAGAAACCUCAAUUUGUUCCCCAAACACUCCGUUAACAUCAUCGAUGAUGAUGUCACUAACCGUUCGUCAGUUGGCCGGAUUGUUGAGAAACCGUUUAGGUUUCCUAAUUUUAUUGGCGGUGAUGGUGUCUCAGUUGAAGAAUUAGGUCAUCAUGCUGGAUAUUAUCAGAUUCAACACUCUAAUGAUGCUCAGAUGUUCUACUUUUUCUUCGAGUCACGGAAUAGUGAACAUGAUCCUGUUGUUAUCUGGCUAUCUGGAGGACCGGGUUGUAGCAGUGAGCUUGCACUUUUCUAUGAAAAUGGUCCUUUCAAAAUUGGUGAUAACUUAACUCUUGUUUGGAAUGAGUAUGGGUGGGACCAGGCAUCAAACAUAUUGUUCAUUGACCAACCUACUGGUACUGGCUUCAGUUACAGCUCUGAUAAAAGUGAUAUUCGUCAUAAUGAACAGGAUGUGAGUGAUGACUUGUACGAUUUCCUACAGGCAUUCUUUGCAGAGCAUCCCAAAUUUGUAGAAAAUGACUUCUAUGUUACUGGAGAAUCAUACGCUGGCCACUACAUUCCUGCUGUUGCUGCUCGAAUCCACAAAGGAAACAAAGCUAAGGAAGGAAUACACAUAAACUUGAAGGGAUUUGCAAUUGGAAAUGGACUCACUGAUCCAGGAAUUCAAUAUAAUUCUUACAUAGAUUAUGCAUUGGACAUGGGAAUCAUAAAGAAGUCUCAAUCUAAGCGCAUCAAGCUGAUAGUUCCAGUGUGUGAAGCUGCGAUAAAGCUUUGUGGCACUGAUGGAACACUCUCUUGUAUGGCCGCAUACGUGGUUUGCAACACCAUUUUCAGUUCAAUCACUUCUAUUGCUGGCAAUAUCAAUUACUAUGAUAUUAGAAAGGAGUGUAUUGGCAGCCUCUGUUAUGACUUCUCAGACAUGGAGACACUUCUUAACAAGAGAUUUGUUAAGGAAGCUCUUGGAGUUGGGGAUAUUGAAUUCGUUUCGUGCAGUACUACUGUGUACCAGGCUAUGCUUAUGGACUGGAUGAAAAAUCUUGAAGUUGGCAUUCCUGCUCUCCUUGAGGAUGGGAUUAAGUUGCUCAUAUAUGCUGGAGAAUACGACCUCAUUUGUAACUGGCUUGGUAACUCAAGGUGGGUUCAUGCUAUGGAAUGGAAUGGUAAGGAGCAGUUCAAUGCGUCUUCUGAAGUUCCUUUUGUAGUAUCUGGAUCUGAAGCAGGCUUACUCAAAAACUAUGGCCCACUCAGUUUCCUCAAGGUUCAUGAUGCUGGUCAUAUGGUUCCUAUGGAUCAGCCCAAGGCUGCUUUGGAAAUGUUAAAGAGGUGGACAGAAGACUCGCUAUGUGAAACUGCAAUGGAACCCAAAUCUCUGGUCUCCUCCAUCUAAUGUGUAAUGGCGGUUUGCAUGGUCUGUUGUUUGUAAAUAAUGCAGGUUGUCUUCCCUCAGAACUAUAUAGACUGUAGUCAACCUAGUUGCACCAUAAGAGUAGAACACACUGAGCCUCUUUUUAGCUGGUUUCUCAUUUUAUGGAAUGCAAACGUUCUAGUCAAAUCAUAGAUCCAUGUGCUUGCAGUUGAUGUUAUACUACUUUUCUGAAUGUCAUGGUAUCUGAAAGGUUA
Erigeron canadensis is the source of this 1767-nucleotide messenger RNA. RefSeq names its product serine carboxypeptidase-like. Gene Ontology annotation, biological process: proteolysis. The coding region runs from base 32 to 1534 and encodes 500 amino acids. The transcript has 9 exons. The record is from RefSeq and is a predicted model, not a curated record. Lineage: Eukaryota; Viridiplantae; Streptophyta; Magnoliopsida; Asterales; Asteraceae. Gene Ontology annotation, molecular function: serine-type carboxypeptidase activity. Gene Ontology annotation, cellular component: vacuole.